Miniopterus natalensis is the source of this 3041-nucleotide messenger RNA. NCBI's taxonomy places the organism in Eukaryota, Metazoa, Chordata, Mammalia, Chiroptera, Miniopteridae. The record is from RefSeq and is a predicted model, not a curated record.
CUCGCUGGCCAGCCCCGGUGACCGCCCCGGAGGCUCCUUGACGCGAGCAGGGCAGCGCCCUGGGGACCGAAACAGCCUCACAGGGACAAAAGAGAAGAACACAAUGGAAAAUACGCUGUUUUGGUUGAUAUUUUUCACCCUUGGGUGCACCCUCAUCAAUGGAUCAGAGAUGGAACAGGAUCUUACGUGGCGUUUGAGAAAAGUACCCCGGGUUGUCAGCGAAAGAACUUUCCACCUCACCAGCCCCACGUUUGAGGCCGACGCCAAGACGGUGUUAAAGAAAGUGUGUGGCAUUGAGUGCCGACGACAGCUCCCAGCCCCCAGCCUUUCCGACCUGGAAGAGUCCCUUUCCUACGAGACCGUCUUUGAGAACGGCACCCGGACCUUGACCAGGGUGAAAGUUCAAGGCCUGGACCUUGAGCCAACUCCAAAUACCACCGCGAGGGGGGCGCCUGUUCGGAGAAAGAGGCAGGUGUACGGCACGGACAGCAGGUUCAGCAUCCUGGACAAGCGCUUCUUAACCAGCUUCCCCUUCAGCACGGCGGUGAAGCUGUCCACGGGCUGCAGCGGCGUCCUGGUCUCCCCCAGGCACGUGCUCACGGCGGCCCACUGCGUCCACGACGGGAAGGACUACGUGAGGGGCAGUCAGAAGCUGAGGGUGGGGCUGCUGAAGGUGAGGAACAGAGGCGGCGGCAAGAAACGCAGGGCUUCCCGGAGGAGCCGGAGAGGCGCGGCCGCGGGCAGGCCCUCCUUCCAGUGGACCCGGGUCAGGAACACCCACGUUCCCAGAGGCUGGGCCGCAGGCCCCGGCGGGGACGCCGCCCUGGACUACGACUACGCCCUCCUGGAGCUGAAGCGCGCGCACAAGAAGCGGUACAUGGAGCUGGGCGUGAGCCCGGCGCUCGGGAAGCUCCCCGGCGGCAUGAUCCACUUCUCGGGCUUCGAUCACGACCGGGCGGACCAGCUGGUCUACCGGUUCUGCAGCGUGUCCGACGAGUCCAGCGAUCUGCUCUAUCAGUACUGCGACGCCGAGUCGGGCUCCACCGGCUCCGGCGUCUACCUGCGCCUGAGAGAGCCCGAGAAGAAGAACUGGAAGCGCAAAAUCAUCGCGGUGUACUCGGGCCACCAGUGGGUGGACGUGGCCGGCGCGCAGAAGGACUACAACGUGGCCGUGCGCAUCACCCCGCUCAAGUACGCGCAGCUGUGCCGCUGGAUCCGCGGGGACCGCGCCGACUGCGCCUACGGGUAACGCGACCCGGCCGGCGACGGGGCAAAUCCCCCUCGGGACCGGUCCUGGCUACUGUAGCAAGAGCACGUCCCGGGGUAUGCCUGGACUUGAACUCGUCUUAGUAGCAUUUCGACAUUCCUAUUAAGUUACUUUUUUAAAAUUAGGAGAUGUUCCUACAUUUAAAAACUGUUUAGGUCAAGAUAUGGACACUAGGAUGGGCGUUUCAAUGCCAAGCGUAUAUUCUUCUUUACAUGGUCGUAAGUUUGGUUUGUGGGGGGGGGGAAAUGGUUUGUUUCUGCCUUCUUAAAAAUUAGACACUCAUUUACCACUUCAAGCCGGUACUAUAAAUAAUGUGAUUUCUCAAUGGACUUAUUCUCAGGGUCCUACUCUAAGAAGAAUCUAAUAGCAUGUCGGUUACAUGUUAAGUGUGAAACUGCAUAGACACAGGUAGUCAGUAAAAUUUAAAAUCGAGUUGGAGACAAAAAUUUACAACAGCACUACUCUGAGAUGGACCCAUUCAGUUCAUGACUCAGUGUUUAUAUUAUUUUCUCUUGGGUCUGAGAAAAUUAAAAAAAAUUUUUUUUUAAGAAUUAUAAGGAAUAGCUUUAUCAACCAAACUAUCAACUAUUUUACUGCUUUGAAAAAUAUCAACUGAAGUGUGUAUUAUUUAAAAUGGGAAAAAUGCUUCGUCCUAUGAAAUAAAUUUAGUUUAAAAAAUAGGGAAGCUGAGAUUUUUUUAAGAUCUCAAGCUUUUAUUUAACUAGAAUUCCAACCAUGGACUUUCCAUGCAUGCGUAGGGGAGACAGCUCAACAGUUGUAGGUGAUCACUUGUUGAAAGGCACAUCAUUUUAUGCUACACAAUAUCCUAUGUAUUUUUAGGACAAGCUAUUCUUGUCUUUUUCAAGAGAGCCCUUUUUCCCCCUUGACAAAAUUCAGUUUUCCAUGUAGGGCCGUAGGCAGAUUAUUUUGGCAAAUUCUCUGAUUAGUAAUUUUAAGUAACUUCCUUAAAAUAAAUAUGAUUUAAGAAUAAUUUUUAAAAGAAGGUUCUGAUGAUUUUCAUUAGGGACCAAGGCAGUUCGCUGACUCUGGCCAUUAUGGCAGCCUCAGCCGACAGAGAGAGUCCAGUGGCUGCCCUGGGGCACUUGCUACAUAUUUCCUGAAUGAACAGAUAUAUUUUAGCUGAAUGGCCGUAAAAGGGCAUUAGUUCAGGCUCUUAUUUUUAUUUUUUAAAUCCUCACCUGAGGAUAUGUUUUUUAUUGCUUCUAGAGAGGGAGGGAGGGAGAGGGAGGAAGAGAUAGAGAGAAACAUCGCUUGCUUGCCUCAUGCAUGCACCCUGAUGGGGGGAAUUGAACCUGAAACCUGGGUAUGUGCCUUGACCGGGAAUUGAACCUGAGAUCCUUUGGUUCAUGGGAUGAUGCUCGAACCACUGAGAAACACCGGCCAGGGCCAGGCCCUUAUUUUUAAAGGGUUUUAGUGACUUGUAGUUUAGCGAACCAUAAAAUUCAGGAGUUGCAGGCCUAGUCGCUGGUCUGUUCUUCCCGGCGGUUUCAAGGGCACACAUUCUCUUCUGUCACAACACACCCAAGCCACUGAUUUUGCCGGAGUUCGAAUUUAUUUUAUUUGUUAUUAUUUUUAUGAAUGGGGAGCUAAGUCCUUGAUUAGUAUGCAAAGGAAUAUUUGAUCAGAUUAUGAUAAACUGAUUUUGUAAAUGGUGUCCAAAAUAGCUGAAAUUCAAUACAUGUGUACGUUCUUUUAUAAUGUGAGUUGGUUAAAAAUCAUUCAAUAAAAAAUUUAAAAAGUAAAUUAGUUAUAA